AUUCGAGGCUGGAGUGGGGAGAAAGCAGCCUGGAGGAAGCUGGUGGGGUGCGGGGGACUGAGGGAUUGGGCUCCCCGCCCUCUCGCCUAGGUGGCGGAGAAAUCGCGCUAGUUGGAAGGACGCAGCUGCUCUCCGAGAGCUCAUUCCGGAGUCAGAGAGCUGGGCGCGCGGAGCCUCCCUCCCGCCCCGAGUCCCGCUGCCCCCACCUGGGGGAGAGGGGCGGGCGCCGCGCUGCCUUCCCUCCGCGCCUGGGCCGCGUGGCUUGCGGCUUAUUUUCCCAGCUGGCAAGCGUCGUGCUGCAGACAAGGGAAUGCCUGUGGUCCUGCGUGUUCCGAAGUCCGGGGGCCUCCUGAUCCCUCUGAGCCCCCUCCAGGAGCGGAAGGGUUAAGAAUGAUGAGGAAGAAGAGGAAGCGAGGCGCGCCCCUCGGCCCAUGCAGCAGACACGGGCCCAGACCCGCCACGGCGCCCGCGCCGUCGCCCUCGCCGGAGCCCACGAGACCUGCAUGGACGGGCAUGGGCUUGAGAGCAGCACCUUCCUGCGCCGCCGCCGCCGAGGUUGAGCAGCGCCGCCGCCCCGGGCUCUGCCCGCCGCCGCUGGAGCUGCUGUUGCUGCUACUACUCAGCCUCGGGCUGCUCCACGCAGGUGACUGCCAACAGCCAACCCAAUGUCGAAUUCAGAAAUGUACCACAGACUUUGUGUCCCUAACUUCUCACCUGAACUCUGCCACUGACAGCUUUGACUUGGAGUUUUGCAAGGCCCUGCGUGCCUAUGCUGGCUGCACCCAGCGAACUUCAAAAGCUUGCCGUGGCAACCUGGUAUACCAUUCUGCCGUGUUGGGUAUCAGUGACCUCAUGAGCCAGAGGAAUUGUUCCAAGGAUGGACCUACAUCCUCUACCAACCCCGAAGUGACCCAUGAUCCUUGCAACUAUCAUAGCCAUGCUGGAGUCAGGGAACACAGGAUGGGGGACCAGAACCCUCCCAAUUACCUUUUUUGUGGCUUAUUUGGAGAUCCUCACCUCAGAACUUUCAAGGAUCACUUCCAGACAUGCAAAGUGGAAGGGGCCUGGCCACUCAUAGAUAAUAAUUAUCUUUCAGUUCAAGUGACAAAUGUGCCUGUGGUCCCUGGAUCCAGUGCUACUGCUACGAAUAAGAUCACCAUUAUCUUCAAAGCCCACCAUGAGUGUACAGAUCAGAAAGUCUACCAAGCUGUGACAGAUGACCUGCCGGCCGCCUUUGUGGAUGGCACCACCAGUGGUGGGGACGGCGAUGCCAAGAGUCUGCGGAUCGUGGAGAGGGAGAGCGGCCACUAUGUGGAGAUGCACGCCCGCUAUAUAGGGACCACAGUGUUUGUGCGGCAGGUGGGUCGCUACCUGACCCUUGCCAUCCGUAUGCCUGAGGACCUGGCCAUGUCCUACGAGGAGAGCCAGGACCUGCAGCUAUGCAUGAACGGCUGCCCCGUGAGUGAACGCAUCGAUGAUGGGCAGGGCCAGGUGUCUGCCAUCCUGGGACACAGCCUGCCUCGCACCUCCUUGGUGCAGGCCUGGCCUGGCUACACGCUGGAGACGGCCAACACUCGAUGCCAUGAGAAGAUGCCAGUGAAGGACAUCUAUUUCCAGUCCUGUGUCUUCGACCUGCUCACAACUGGUGAUGCCAACUUUACUGCUGCGGCCCACAGUGCCUUGGAGGACGUGGAGGCGCUACACCCCAGGAAGGAACGCUGGCACAUUUUCCCCAGCAGUGGCAAUGGGACUCCCCGUGGAGGCAGCGAUUUGUCCGUCAGUCUGGGACUCACGUGCUUGAUCCUUAUCGUGUUUUUGUAGGGGUUGUCUUUUGUUUUGGGUUUUUUUUUAUUUUUUGUCUAUAACAAAAUUUUAAAAUAUAUAUUGUCAUAAUAUAUUGAGUAAAAGAGUAUAUAUGUAUAUACCAUGUAUAUGACAGGACAUUUGUCCUGGGACACCCACCAGAUUGUACAUACUGUGUUUGGCUGUUUUCACAUAUGUUGGAUGUAGUGUUCUUUGAUUGUAUCAAUUUCGUUUUGCAGUUUUGUGAAAUGUUUUAUAAUGUCCCUGCCUAGGGGCCUGUUAGAAAGCACUUUAUUUUUUAUAUAUUAAAUAUUUAUGUGUGCACUUGGUU
Molecule: messenger RNA, 2134 nt
Organism: Saimiri boliviensis boliviensis (Bolivian squirrel monkey)
Lineage: Eukaryota; Metazoa; Chordata; Mammalia; Primates; Cebidae
Gene: RGMB
Product: repulsive guidance molecule BMP co-receptor b
Biological process (GO): BMP signaling pathway
Cellular component (GO): plasma membrane
Molecular function (GO): coreceptor activity
Source: RefSeq, a predicted model, not a curated record